AGGUCGAAAAGAGAAAUGCCUCUAACAGAAGGAUCCGGUCGCAAAAUUGGCAGUCCUAUCUACAAAAGGAGUCCAGAUAUUACCAAAACCUGGGGUACAAAGUCAGAGCAGCUGCUGAGGAUAGAAGACCAUGACUUCACAAUGCGACCAGGAUUUGGAGGGCCUGCAGUCCCAGUUGGAGUUGACGUUCAGGUUGAAAGCCUGGAUGCUAUUUCAGAGGUUGAUAUGGACUUUACUAUGACCUUGUAUCUGAGGCACUACUGGAAAGAUGAACGUCUAUCCUUCCGAAGCAACAAGAACCAGAGCAUGACCUUUGACGGCCGCCUGGUAAAGAAGAUCUGGGUACCUGACAUGUUUUUUGUCCACUCUAAGAAGUCCUUCACACAUGACACCACCACUGACAAUGUCAUGCUGAGAGUCUACCCAGAUGGCAAAGUCCUCUACAGCCUCAGGGUGACGGUCACAUCCAUGUGCAGCAUGGACCUGAGUCGCUUUCCUCUCGACACACAGACAUGCUCUUUGGAGAUAGAAAGCUAUGCGUACACAGAUGAUGACCUAAUGUUGUACUGGAAGGAAGGGAACCGCUCAUUAAACACAGACGAGAGAAUAUCUCUCUCUCAGUUCCUCAUUCAGGAGUUCCACACCACCACCAAGCUGGCCUUCUACAGCAGCACAGGCUGGUACAACCGUCUGUACAUCAACUUCACUCUGCGGCGUCACAUCUUCUUUUUCCUGCUGCAGACCUACUUCCCUGCCACUCUGAUGGUCAUGUUGUCCUGGGUGUCCUUCUGGAUCGACCGCAGGGCCGUCCCUGCUAGAGUGCCGUUAGGUAUAACCACAGUGCUCACCAUGUCUACCAUCAUCACUGGAGUCAACGCCUCCAUGCCCAGGGUCUCCUACAUCAAAGCUGUGGAUAUUUACCUCUGGGUCAGUUUUGUCUUUGUCUUCCUGUCAGUGAUCGAGUAUGCUGCUGUCAACUACCUGUCUACACUGCAAGAACGUAAGGAGAGGAAACUCAGAGAUAGGCUGCCGUGUACCUGUGGUAUAGCCCAUCCUGGCAUGAUGUCAGCUAGCUACAGUGAGGUGGAUGCCAACAACACAGGGAACUACGGCAUGCCAGAAGAGAACGGGGUGAAGCGGGAGAGGAUGCUGGUGCAGCUGGCAAUGGAGAGUGACCCUAUCACUGGCCAUGUUGGCUCCAGCGCCUACAGCAACGUCUGGAUCGACACACACGCCAUAGACAAGUACUCACGGGUCAUCUUUCCUGGAUCUUACAUCCUCUUCAACAUCAUCUACUGGUCUAUCUACUGCUAGCACAGAUGGGAUUCAAACAGACCUGUGGGUAUCUGAGGUUGCAUUUGACAAGUCUGCCUCCCUGCUUCGUCUAAGUGGUUAAGAGAUGCACUUGUAGUGAAGUGGAAACUUGUGCACUGAACCUGCAGUUUCAGGGUUUUGUGUUUUCAAAUUUGAAAGAUAGAAAAUGGAACUGACAGCUCCAAAGAAAGACUGGUGUGUAAUACAGGUCUUCAGAUAGACCCAACCCUCCAAAAACAGGCUCAUGUCAGGUUUUGAUCUAACAGAGGUAGGUCUAGGUUCCACACUUUCUAGUUCAACUCAGUUUAUGGCUCUGUGCAAAAGUCUCAGUGAGUAGAACCUAUGAGGAUACAAGGACUGUCUCACAGGAGCAAAUAUAGCCGAAACACAACAUAUUACCCAAUAUUUCUUCAUCAAAGCACAGAUUGUGCCUGUUACAUUAAGACUAUUGAAUGUUUGCCUAGAUGCAGCUAAAAUUUUGAAUUUUGACAGGUUAUCUGCCAAUUUCAUAUUUAAGGAUUUUCCCAACAGGCUCAGAGUUGUAUAAGCUCUUAAAAAGGGCUUAAAACACAUUGUAGCCAGCACUUCAGUAAAUACUGAGUGUGAACUACUUUUUCUGGCCUCAGGUUCAUUUGGCUCUGUUUGGGUUUGGUUCAGUUGCUGUGUAUCUUUGAAAGGACAGCUCCAUCUUAGGGUGUUUCGUUUGCUCUGGUCCAAAUCAAUGGAUGAGUUGGAAAACUUGGUUCAGUUUCUUUUCACACAGAGAGAAAUCCAAGCGACCCAAAAUCAUCACUACAAGCCACAUGAGAACGUUCACUCCACUUAUUGGUCAGUUGUGUCUGGGGCGGGUGCAAGAACGUAAACACAGGAAGACGGUCCCGAAGAAGGUCCACUGGCCAAAUACAACAUAUUACAUUGAAAUAGUCCAGGUUGGACCUCAAUUAAUUUUCUGGCUAGUUGUUAGCAAUUGUUAAAUUCGCUCAUCUGCAUCCCAGCAUGCAAAGCACACCUGGCUACAGGAGCCAUUUUGCUCUCUCACAGUAUACCUAGUAGUUGGAUCGGAUCAAGGUCAGAUCACGUUCCCACCACAAACAAACAAACCGAGACCACCUCCUAUAAAGGGUCUUGGUAUGGUUGCU
Thunnus maccoyii (southern bluefin tuna) is the source of this 2453-nucleotide messenger RNA. Its product is annotated as gamma-aminobutyric acid receptor subunit rho-1-like. Gene Ontology annotation, molecular function: neurotransmitter receptor activity; extracellular ligand-gated monoatomic ion channel activity; GABA-A receptor activity. Gene Ontology annotation, cellular component: GABA-A receptor complex; neuron projection; synapse. Lineage: Eukaryota; Metazoa; Chordata; Actinopteri; Scombriformes; Scombridae. The coding region runs from base 16 to 1314 and encodes 432 amino acids. Gene Ontology annotation, biological process: chemical synaptic transmission; monoatomic ion transmembrane transport; nervous system process. The transcript has 9 exons. The record is from RefSeq and is a predicted model, not a curated record.